CGGAAGUAGUAAAAGCCAUCGGAGUGAGGCGGUGGACUCAGUAGGUUAGGUCUUUGGUGGGAUGGCAGAUGAGGAAGAAGACCCCACCUUUGAGGAGGAGAAUGAAGAAAUUGGAGGAGGUGCAGAAGGUGGACAGGGUAAAAGAAAGAGACUUUUUUCUAAAGAAUUACGCUGCAUGAUGUAUGGGUUUGGGGAUGACCAGAAUCCUUAUACUGAGUCAGUGGAUAUUCUUGAAGACCUUGUCAUAGAGUUCAUUACAGAAAUGACUCACAAGGCAAUGUCAAUUGGAAGACAAGGUCGAGUACAAGUUGAAGAUAUCGUCUUUUUGAUUCGAAAGGACCCAAGAAAGUUUGCUCGGGUUAAAGACUUGCUUACAAUGAAUGAAGAAUUGAAACGAGCUAGAAAAGCAUUUGAUGAAGCAAACUAUGGCUCUUGAUACAGUUUGUACUCUCUGAAAUGUCAUUAACCUUCUAGGGAAACCCUUUAUAAUAACUCUUUUCCACAGUAAGGUUCUGCUAUUUAGCCAUGUAAAUGAAAGAUAGAGAAAAACAAAGUUUUAGCAUUUAUGUUCAUGUCUUUAAUUUUAGAGCGAUAUUUGAGGCUUUACUUGCCUACCUUUGGAAUACCAGACUUGAAUUACUGACUAGGUCUUAUUGACCACACAUAAAUUGAAGUAAUUUUCAAACUGUACAGUUCUCUUUGACUUUUGACUAUCUAAAACUGUAAAGUAGUAUUUGUGCAUAAGGUAUUUUUGUGCCAUUUUAGGCUAUAGUAGUUCUUUGACGUGUAAGGUCUAAAUGGCACCUUGACUUUAUGAUUGCUGAAACAUGUUUUUCAUAUAUUCUAGGGUUUUGAGACUAAAGUAGUAUGAUGUAAUUAAAAGACUGUGAACUGGUUUAUUUUUUUGAGAUGAUAAUAUAAGAAAACAAGUUAUCUUAGUCUUCUGUUUUGUUACAAGGUAGUGUUUUUAAUACUCUUUUGUUUAGAUGAAGAAUUUUUGGAGAAACUAAGUUUCAUGUGAAUGCUUCCAUGUUGGAAGACUUCUUUGAUUUAAAAUCUUCUGGGUCUAUAAAAUAAUUAGGAUAACUCAUUUUCCCAGGUCAGAUUAGUGCUUCUAGAAGUAAAUGUUUUCAGAAUCAGGAAUGAUACUGCUUAAAAAGCUGAUGGCAGGAUAAGUAUGUGGGGUAAUUUUUUAUUAACAUUUGUUAGUACUUGUUCAGUGUGGAAAUGUGUACUUGACUAAAACUCUAUGUGGCUAUGGAAACCUCCUUUGUAGUUCAAGAUAUACAGGUUUUGUGUGAGUCUUUAGCUUAUUAAGUUAUUAUUGCACUUUGGUUAAAAUGAGGAUUAAAAUUGCUUUUAAAGGGAUUACUGAAUAUUCCUCGUGAAACAACAUUUUGUGUGUCACUUACAAAUAUUAUAAAUUAUUACCUAAGAAGAUUUUACUUUCUUAACAUAUUGGUACAAAGAAUAAAGUAUGCAAAAUUAAACAGGUUAGUACUUGAAUUUGGUUAUGUGAUUUAUCAGCUUUCUGCCACAACUGGAAAUACGAUUCUUGCUACUUAAUCUCAAUAAAAGCCUUUUUUCUGUA
Molecule: messenger RNA, 1591 nt
Organism: Condylura cristata (star-nosed mole)
Lineage: Eukaryota; Metazoa; Chordata; Mammalia; Eulipotyphla; Talpidae
Gene: TAF13
Product: TAF13 RNA polymerase II, TATA box binding protein (TBP)-associated factor, 18kDa
Exons: 4
Coding region: 62-436 (124 amino acids)
Biological process (GO): transcription by RNA polymerase II
Cellular component (GO): transcription factor TFIID complex
Molecular function (GO): protein heterodimerization activity
Source: RefSeq, a predicted model, not a curated record